This is a messenger RNA of Staurois parvus, 354 nucleotides long. Lineage: Eukaryota; Metazoa; Chordata; Amphibia; Anura; Ranidae. The record is from the annotation of a GenBank genome assembly.
UCCCGCCAUCUCUACUCCAUACGGGGCUAUUCUUGGGUCUCCCGCCUUCUCUACUCCAUACGGGGCUAUUCUUGGGUCUCCCGCCUUCUCUACUCCAUACGGGGCUAUUCUUGGCUCUCCCGCCUUCUGUAUUCCAUACGGGGCUAUUCUUGGGUCUCCCGCCUUUCUCUACUCCAUACGGGGCUAUUCUUGGGUCUCCCACCAUCUCUAUUCCAGAGGGGCUAUUCUUGGGUCUCCCACCAUCUCUAUUCCAGGAGGAAGCUAUUCUUGGGUCUCUCACCAUCUCUACUCCAUACGGGGCUAUUCUCGGGUCUCCCGCCUUCUGUAUUCCAUACGGGGCUAUUUUCGGGUCUC